Myotis davidii is the source of this 1494-nucleotide messenger RNA. RefSeq names its product nipsnap homolog 3A (C. elegans) (gene NIPSNAP3A). The record is from RefSeq and is a predicted model, not a curated record. The transcript is spliced from 5 exons. Gene Ontology annotation, cellular component: mitochondrion. Bases 108 to 707 code for a protein of 199 amino acids. Lineage: Eukaryota; Metazoa; Chordata; Mammalia; Chiroptera; Vespertilionidae.
GAAUUUGCCAUGUCUCUUUUUAGGUGUACUCAUCUUUUGCUACAGGACCUAGACAAAGCGAUGGAACGUUCUAUGAAUUUCGUACCUAUUCUCUUAAGCCUUCAAAGAUGAAUCAGUUUCUGGAAAAUUUUAAGAAAAACGUACACCUUCGGACAGCUCACUCUGAAUUGGUUGGAUACUGGAGUGUAGAAUUUGGAGGCAGAAUGAAUAAAGCAUUUCAUAUUUGGAAGUAUGAUAAUUUUGCUCAUCGCAUUGAAGUUCGGAAAGCCUUGGCCAAAGAUAAGGAAUGGCAAGAACAAUUCCUCAUUCCAAAUUUGGCUCUUAUGGAUAAACAAGAGAGUGAGAUUACGUAUCUGGUACCAUGGUGCAAAUUAGAAAAGCCUCCAAAGGAAGGAGUCUAUGAACUGGUUACUUUUCAGAUGAAACCCGGUGGGCCAGCUGUAUGGGGUGACACAUUUAAAAAGGCAAUUAAUGCCCACGUCAUUCUAGGCUACUCCAAACUAGUUGGAGUUUUCCACACAGAAUAUGGAGCACUCAACAGAGUUCAUGUUCUCUGGUGGAAUGAGAGCGCGGAUAGUCGUGCAGCCGGGAGACAUAAGGCUCAUGAGGAUCCCAGAGUCGUGGCGGCUGUUCGGGAAUGUGUCAAUUACCUAGUGUCUCAGCAGAAUAUGCUUCUGAUUCCUACAUCGUUUUCACCGUUGAAAUAGUUUUCCACUGAAAUACAAAGCAUUUCAAGAACUGUCUUAAGAUGUGUCUGCUAAUGGUACUUAAAUGCUCCCAAGGGUGUCUCACUCUUAUUUGAAGAAGGUGGUAAGUUAAUUCGCUAUGUCUCUGCAUUUCUAAAGCCACCUCUGUUCUUUGUCAUUGCCACCUCCGAAGGUAGUUCUGUUCAUUGUCCCUCCCCAUGGCAUUUCAGUAGCUAUACUGUAGAAAUAGUUGCCACUAUUUAUGAUCUUGAUUUUUCAUUUUUUUUCAAAAUAUCUCUUAUUCUCUAUUUUGACGACCCUUUGCUUUAUAGCAUUUUCUUAUAUUUAAAUGAUGUUUUUACAUUUCUCUGCCUGACAGUAUUUUAAAAUUAUUUACAUGCAAUGUCUGUAUUUUCAACAUGUCUGUUUUUUCUGAGAUUUAAAAAAAAUAAUUUGCCCAGUAAAAUUUAUUUUGUGAUAGCAAAAGGGAUUCGUAAAAAUAUCAGAUCAAAUGUAUUUCUUUACUUUGGGAAAGUGCAGUAUCACUGUGUCAUCUGUAUCAAUUAUGGUUUUCACAUUAAUUGUUUGUCACUCUAAUUUGGAAAAUAAUGUAAUUAGUUCUCAAUGUUAAAAAUAACUUCAGAAGACUUGUUUCAUAUGCUGAAAUGUAUAAAUGUAUAGUUAAUUUUAUUAAUUUUGUUCAUUUUGGAUGACUAACAAAGAUACCUGGGACAUCUAUUAGUUUUAAAAGAGAUUUUGUGGUCGUGGAAAUGCUUGCCCUAAUAAAAGCCUACACAUCCAUUCUGGA